AUGCCCAAGCUUCAGGUUCUCGCCGGCCCCUCGCUCCAGUCUCUCACUCCAAUCAGUACACUCGUGAACAAGAAUGUUCCUUUCCGAAUCUCCACCGCCGAGUGGGAGGGCGAAAUAACCGUUUUCAUCAAAGGUUUCAACGACGGAGACCCUUCGUCAGGCGCCGACGACGAGUAUUUCUCGAGACCAGAUCGUCAGGGCAUUACCUGGAGCAUUCAAGUUCAAGGUAACGCUUCAGUGGUUCCCACCUUUCUCGCGAGCUCACGAAACGCGAAGGCCGUUUCUUGUCUCCCCGCUCUGCAGAUGAUAUCCUCUUUGGCAACGUGUUCGAGCGGCCUCUGCAGCUGCCAUGGGGUACGGGAGUGCUCUUCAAUUCAUGAAAUACAUCGACCCCACUUUGUCGCACGACUUGACCUGCACUGCUACACGCAAACCAUGGGCACUCUCCCCGCUUGUCGCAACCAUGCCUCAUUUCGAGCACGCUCGAUUGCCCCUUGGCGAAACGCCGCCGCCGCCCUUCCACCUGGUCAUUCCAUUGCGGAUGAAACCUCGUCGCUUCAUCUAUGCAGUCACGCGCGUCGCUCAAGUACGCCGUCGUCCAUCAAUUCAUCCAGUUCCAAAUCGAGCAGCUCCAGCCGUGGGAGCAUCUUCAGCAAGCGUAUCCGCAGCAAGAGCCGUGGGUCUAAAAGUCCCGUUGAGGUGGUCCCACAAGGCAUGACUGCGCAGCAACGUCGCUCGUUUUUCAGCGACGAAGGCCAUCGGAAAUCUGUUACUUUUGGACCUCAGGAUGUGAUCACGACCGACUUCUGUUACGGAUUCUUGGAGUUCUCUCCCUCUCUGCGCUUGCGUCUGCCGGGUGGACUGGGCUUCGAUCUGGCUCGAUACUGGGACGGGCAGGGUGUCAGAUUCGUGUGCUGUGAGCGGCGUCAUGACACUGUGGCUGACGACGCGGAUGUCCAUCACGACACCGACUUUUCGAGCAAACCAGAUGACAGCCGUCCGGCAGACGAUCAGUCAGAUCCGUGGGGACCAGUAUUCUGGUGCGUGUCGAUUGAGAUGGCCGACGAAUGAUACAAUCUGACAUGACCACUUUCUUCUCGC
Messenger RNA from Mycena citricolor, 1101 nucleotides. The record is from the annotation of a GenBank genome assembly. NCBI's taxonomy places the organism in Eukaryota, Fungi, Basidiomycota, Agaricomycetes, Agaricales, Mycenaceae.